This is a messenger RNA of Branchiostoma floridae (Florida lancelet), 2033 nucleotides long. Its product is annotated as transmembrane protein 68-like. Gene Ontology annotation, cellular component: membrane. Gene Ontology annotation, molecular function: acyltransferase activity. The record is from RefSeq and is a predicted model, not a curated record. The coding region runs from base 164 to 1234 and encodes 356 amino acids. Lineage: Eukaryota; Metazoa; Chordata; Leptocardii; Amphioxiformes; Branchiostomatidae. The transcript has 8 exons.
GCAUUGAACCUUUGAUCCUCCUGCAGCUGGGUGCUGUGGAACUGGGUGAACAACUUUGACCUGUAUGCCACCUGCACGUUGGACUACACUAACACAUGCAAAAACAACGCAAUCACCGUAGACAUAUUGGCUUGAGGAAGGCAUUCCGGUGUUAGAAGCCACCAUGUCACUCCACCCGGCUCCAGAGUCCAGCCUCUUCUGUAACGCCACCACAGAACAACUCCUUACAAACAUCACCAUCUUAUCAUGGACGGAAAGCGUCACCGUUACCAUAGAGCAACUGCACAUCAUCAUGACAACCGUGCGAGCCAUUAUGGAGUUUGUCGGCGUGGAAGGUGUGGAUUUGGGAGCCGUCUUUCUCCACUACCUUCCCCGUGUCAUAGCCGUGCUCUUCAUCGUGCCGUGGUACAUCAUGGGGUCCCUGUACGUAAAUGCCAUCAUCAUCCGCUUCUACAGUGAGAUGUACAACUUGAAGGACCCUUUUGACGGCAACGCUAUCUGGCAGAAGGCGCGGUGCGCGGUCUCUGCCUUUUGGGCAGUCCAGGCAAAGAUUUUGCACGGUUACGAGAUUCACGGCUAUGAGAAGCUACCAAAGGACGGUCCAGGUCUGAUUGUGUACUACCACGGCACCCUGCCUGUGGACUGUUACUACAUGAUGGCGAGGAUCAACCUGGACCAGGGCAGACCGCUGUGUGCCAUGACCGACCGGUUCAUGUUCAGUAUUCCAGGGUUGAAGUUUAUGAUGGACGCGAUGGGAGUGAACCGAGGCGAGCCUAACCACUGCGUGCAGCUGCUGAAGGCCGGGAACCUGCUGGCCCUGGCCCCGGGAGGCGUGAGGGAGGCGCUGUUCGGAGACAAGCACUACCGCCUCAUCUGGAAGCACAGGAUGGGCUUCGCAAACGUGGCUAAAAGAGCCGACGUGCCUAUCUUCCCAGUGUUCACAGAAAAUUUGCGCGAGGUUUUCCGGACCCCACGAUUCGGGAUACCCUUCCUGGAGUGGGUGUAUGAGAAAACCCGGAUGCCUGUUGUCCUCAUCUAUGGUGGAUUUCCUGUCAAACUCAGGACCUACAUAGGAGACCCUAUCUAUGAUCCUAACCUGUCCGCUCAGGAACUUGCUAAGAAGACCCAUGAUGCUAUAGAGGAGAUGAUCGAACGCCACCAGAGGGUCCCAGGAAGCACUCUCCAUGCCCUUCUGGACAGAUUUCACGGACCCAGCUCCUGUGGGAAGGUCUGAGCUGGUAACCACAGCUUUUUGUAAGAAAUCACCUAAUGUAGCUUUGCUCAUAAAAUCCUACAUCAUUGUUACAGAGAAAGGCUCGAAGGUAGAAUGAUAUCACAGUACCGGUAUUCAUAAAAAUCUGCCUCUGUCAUGGCAGAAGUGUUUUGGAGAUUCUUCAAAGUGCCUUUCUUUUGAAAUGGUGGCCGUGUAAAAUACUUAGUAUAAUCUGAUCAAUAAUUAGGUAGGUAACAUUAGCCGCAAUGUAAAUAUGAAUACAUUUAAAAACUGUUGGAAAAAAAUCUCAUCACAUACAGCAUUUUUGCUUGAAGGAAUGGCUACCAAGAGAUUUGGGUGCGAUUAAGUGCAAUAAUAUCGGAAAUGCCAUCAGAAAUGACAAAUAACAUUCUGGGAUUCCUAAUACAGAGAUUUAAAACUUUAGCUCACAUGCAAAACAUUAGCAAAUAAGACACCUGUUUUCUGUCAAAAGAAACAGCUGUAUAAGGCUGUAAUUUCUUUAGCAUCUUUUUUUAGUUUUCUUCAUGGAGUCAUGUUUGUCAUAAAGAUUAAAAAAUGCAAUUCAUGUCCGUUUUUGUUGUUGCUUGUAAUUGUUAUAUUUGUGUUGCAUUUGUUUACAUAGUCUGGAAAAGACUGACUGACAGAGAGAUUAUUUGUUUACAUCAAUGUAACAUCAUUUUGUAUUCAUAUAUAUUAUUAAUGUUGAUUUGUUUAUGCAAUUCUAUUUUGUCUUGAACAAAAGCGAGGAAAAGGUCUUAUGCCUGUUACUUUUGUCCAACUCGUUUAUACAUGUAUGUAU